Molecule: messenger RNA, 5470 nt
Organism: Xenopus laevis (African clawed frog)
Lineage: Eukaryota; Metazoa; Chordata; Amphibia; Anura; Pipidae
Gene: relch.L
Product: RAB11 binding and LisH L homeolog
Exons: 30
Coding region: 30-3698 (1222 amino acids)
Biological process (GO): intracellular cholesterol transport
Cellular component (GO): trans-Golgi network; recycling endosome; Golgi apparatus
Source: RefSeq, a predicted model, not a curated record
CCCUCCCGCCUCCUCCUCCUCAAUACAAGAUGGCGGCCCCAGCAGCAGGUUCAGGCCAGGGCGGCUCCUCAGGUGGAAUCACCGGGGGUACGAGUGGCUGCUCGGGUUUUGUGGGGCCCAGCACAAGCUCCAGCAGUGUAAACCCAUUUUUAAGUGACUCGGAGGAGGAAGAAGAAGGGGGCGAGGAGGAAGAGGAGGAUGAUAACGAGGAGGAGGAUGAAGAUGUUUCCCCAUUAAAUGACCGCCCAGGUGUCUCGCUUGCCCCUCGCUAUCUUCAGGAUGAUGGCGACCCAGUCUUGCUGCCCAGUGCGGGGUCUCGUCUUUGCCCACAGCCUGGAGAGCCGGGGCGUAUGCCGCUGGAUGCUUUGGCCGCGCAGUUGCUGCGGGAUCAGCUGUUACUGACAGCUCUGGAACUACACACCGAGCUACUGGAGAGCGGACGGGAACUACCCCGACUUCGGGAUUACUUCUCUAACCCGGGCAACUUCGAGAGACCCACCACGGCCCCGCCUGGUAUCGGUGGCCCCAUUACCGCCAGCACCGGAGGGCAGCUGAACAGAGCUGGUAGUAUUAGUACACUUGAUUCACUGGAUUUUGCACGAUACUCUGAUGAUGGCAACCGAGAGACCGAUGAGCACGUAGCAGUCCUGGAGUUUGAACUACGGAAAGCCAAGGAGACCAUUCAGGCUCUCAGGGUCAACCUGACAUUGGCUGCAGAAAAUGAAGUUCCUUUGCAGGAACGAAAGAAUUAUACAUCAAGUCCUGAAAUUCAGGAACCCAUAAAGCCUCUAGAAAAAAGAGCAUUAAAUUUCCUUGUCAAUGAGUAUUUACUGAAAAAUAAUAACAAGCUCACUUCAAUAACUUUUUCUGAUGAAAAUGAUGAUCAGGAUUUUGAACUUUGGGAUGAUGUAGGCUUGAAUACUCCAAAGCCACCAGACUUGCUGCAGCUUUAUCGCAACUUAAGUAUCCAUCAAACUGUUUCAAAAGAUGUUGCAGACAUUGCAGUUGGUGUUAGUGAAGGUGACCUGGAGCCCACCCAGGCUGUUACACCAGAUUCCAAUAUUUCCCAGCAAUCUGCAAUAAUUAAAGAACUGGAAGAUAAAAUUCUCCUUUGCGACAACGAGAAAGCUGCUUUGUUGGAGCAAAUUGGCAGUCUUGAGAGGCAAAUUGAAUGUUUUCAGAAGGAAAGUUCUGCUUCAGAGGUUUGCACUGCUGCCCCACCAACCUCUGGUAGAUUGCAGAGCCAGAAUUCAGAAGAGAAUGACCACUACAUAGAUAUCCGAAUUCCAGACAGUGAUGCUAAAUGUGAAGUAACAGAGGAAGGUCUGCCUUCUCAGCAAAGUGAAUCUGAGCCACUCUGUCAGGUGUCACAGGAUAUCUCUCCUAGCCCGGACGUUGCAAAAAUCUGCAAGGCGACACUCCUCUCUGCUCCGCCCAGCAAAGACGGUGUCCACUUCGAUAAACCUAAUAGGAAACUGUCACCUGCAUUCCAACAGGCACUGCUCUCUUUUUGUCGGAUGUCAGCAGAUAGUCGCUUGGGCUCAGAGGUUUCACGGAUUGCUGACAGUGAAAAUGGAGUUAUGAAGAUGCUUGGACGCUGCCUGCCUCAUAUUGUUCCGAAUGUGCUGCUUGCCAAGAGAGAGAGAAUGGUUGUACAUCUGUGUCAGGAGUUGAUACCACUAAUACUGUGCACCGCCUGCCUUCACCCAGAGUCCAAAGAAAGAGACCAGCUCCUACAUAUUCUGUUCAAUUUAAUCAAGCGCCCAGAUGAUGAACAAAGGCAGAUGAUAUUGACUGGGUGUGUUGCAUUUGCUCGCCAUGUGGGACCAACCCGAGUUGAAGCCGAGCUUUUACCACAAUGUUGGGAACAGAUAAAUCAUAAAUACCCUGAAAGAAGACUGCUUGUAGCAGAGUCAUGUGGGGACCUAGCGCCUUAUCUUCCUAAGGAGAUCAGAAGUUCCCUUGUGCUGGCAAUGUUGCAGCAAAUGCUUAUGGAAGAUAAAGCAGAUAUGGUGCGGGAAGCUGUCAUCAAGAGUUUGGGCAUCAUUAUGGGCUACAUUGAUGACCCAGACAAAUACUUGCAGGGUUUUGAACUGCUUCUGACAGCUCUUGGUGACCCUUCAGAAAGAGUAGUGAGUGCCACCCAUCAGGUAUUUCUACCAGCUUAUGCUGCAUGGACCAUGGAACUGGGCAAUCUGCAAUCCCACCUUAUUCCUACCCUUCUUAGUAAAAUAGAAAAACUGCUGAAGGAAGGAGAGCAUAGUCUGGAUGAACACAAGCUACACAUGUGUCUCUCUGCCUUGCAGUCCUUAAUCCCUUCACUAUUGGCAACUGUGCUGCAGAAUGCACCAUUUACAAGUAAAGCCAAGCUGCAGGGGGAAGUGCCUCAGAUAGAAGUGACAAGAUUCCCUAGACCCGUGUCGCCUCUUCAGGAUGUGGCCACCAUCAUUGGGAGUCGAGAGCAGCUGGCUGUCUUAUUGCAGCUUUAUGAUCACCAGCUGGAACAUGAGGGUACAACUGGCUGGGAAAGCUUGCUCUGGGUCGUAAAUCAACUACUACCGCAACUCAUAGAAACAGUUGGUCGCAUCAAUGUUAAAUCUACUGCCUCUGUCCACGAGUUUUCUAGAUUUUUCUGGAGACUGUGUAGGACUUUUGGAAAAAUAUUUACAAACACUAAGGUGAAGCCUCAAUUCCAGGAAAUCUUAAGACUGUCCGAGGAAAACAUAGACUCUACUGCAGGAAAUGGAGUUCUAACAAAAGCCACUGUCCCUAUAUAUGCAACUGGAGUCCUUACAUGUUAUAAUCAGGAAGAAGAUCGUAAGCUGUUAGUUGGGUUCCUUGAGGAUGUAAUGACAAUGCUGUCAUUGUCACAUGCUCCGUUAGACAGUUUAAAAGCAUCUUUUGUGGAACUGGGAACUAAUCCAGCAUACCAUGAGCUUCUCUUGACUGUGCUUUGGUAUGGGGUUGUUCAUACGUCGGCUCUUGUGAGAUGCACUGCUGCUAGAAUGUUUGAGCUGUUGGUGAAGGGGGUGAAUGAGACUCUUGUAGCUCAAAGAGUUGUCCCUGCUCUCAUUACUCUCUCCAGUGAUCCAGAAAUCUCUGUGAGGAUAGCCACUGUGCCUGCUUUUGGUACCAUUAUGGAAACAGUUACUCAAAGAGAGUUAUUAGAAAGAGUUAAAAUGCAGCUAGCAUCCUUCUUGGAAGAUCCUCAGUAUCAAGACCAGCAUUCACUGCAAACAGAGAUAAUAAGGACUUUCGGGAGAGUUGGACCCAAUGCAGAACCUAAGUUUAGAGAUGAAUUUGUUCUUCCUCAUUUGCACAAACUUGCAUUUGUCAACAAUCAACAAUCUGUGGAUUCCAAGAGACUGGACAUUGCUACCAAUUUAUUUGAAGCAUAUAGUGCUCUCUCCUGCUGCUUUAUAUCAGAAGAAUUGAUGGUGAAUCACUUUUUGCCGGGUCUCAGGUGUUUACGGACUGAUAUGGAACAGCUGUCGCCUGAACAUGAGGUUAUUUUAAGUUCUAUGAUAAAGGAAUGUGAACUGAAAGUGGAAAACAAGACUGUCCAAGAGCCCCAGGGGUCUAUGUCCAUAGCUGCUAGUCUUGUGAGUGAAGAUACAAAGACUAAGUUUUUGAAUAAAAUGGGGCAGCUGACCACUUCGGGGGCAAUGUUGGCAAAUGUUUUCCAGAGAAAGAAGUGAAAUGACUUGUGCUACAGCGAAUACAAACACUAAUAUGGGCCACAAACUCCAUUGCUCCUUGUACUUGAAGUACCAAAUCUUUUUAUUUUGUUUCCGUCUUACGUACUUGUUAUAUCUUUUAUUAAACCUCCAAAGAUAUUUGCACUUCAUUUGAAUUUUGGCAUGCCUGGUGAUUUUGGAGUCAAUGCUGUACUUGAGAAGGAUCAUGAUUCUUUACCAUGUCUCUGUUCUGUGUUUUGUCUACUUUUUUUUAUAUAAAUAUAUAUAUAUAAAUAUAUAAAUAUAGGGGAAAUAUUUUUUCUGGACAUUGGCUAUUCUGUUAUAGAAUGCACAAAUUACAACGGUACUUAAUGUAAAUUUAAACUCAUUGUCAUGAAGUAAUAAAAUAGAAGAUUGCUAUGUAUUUAAAUUAUGGAAAAAUCUGUUUUUGUUAUCAUUUUGCUUUGAACAAGAAUAUAGGAGCCAGCAUGGUUACGCGGUGCCUUUUUGGAUUCAUUGCUUUCAGUCUGUGCCAGAGGAACAAUCCUAAAUAACACAUCUGCACUUGUUUGCAUAAUAAUCAUUUUACUUUCCAUGUAAUUUUAAUAUUCUUCAUAAAGAAGGGUUAGAGUGUUAAGGAAACCACUUUCUAUGCACUGAGGGCAGGGCAGGGGAGGUUUGUCACCCGCGAUUAUUUAUGCACAAAUCUCCCGAGAAUGUGCCUCCAUUGGAAAUAAUUUAAAUAUCUGGCAGUAAAACCAAUUCCCUGUCGGCCACUGCCCUAAAGAGACUAAUAUGGGACAGACUUUGGCCUUUCCUUAUCAUUCGAUAUAGAGCAAUAGUCGCACACAGAGCAAAUGCUGAACUAUUUCCCUGUCUCACUGUUAGAUGUGGAGUAACUAUAAUCCUUAUUGGAAGCAAACCCAGCUUAUUGGGUUUAUUUAAUGUAUAAAUUUAUUUCUAGUAGACUUAAGGUAUGAAGAUCCAAAUUAUGGAAAGAUCCAUUAUCCAGAAAACACUAGGUCCCAAGCAUUCUGGAUAACAGGUCCCAUACCUGUAUAACCAAGCUGCAUUUUCCACAAGCCUUUCCACUUGAUAACAAAUAAUGUCCGUUAUGGCAGAAGCCUAAUUUAAAGGUAAAAUACAGAGAUAUAAUUAACAUAUGGGUAUAGCCACAGGCUGUGAGUCCUAGUUUAAAGUGCAGUAUUUUUUUUUAUUAAUUCAAUUAAUGCUCUUAUUCACUUGUUCAUUAAAUCACAGUCCUUGCUUUAGUCAUACAAAGUGCUCUAUCAUGUAAUCCCCUCACCUCCCUUUUAAUAAUGUUUAUACUUUCCCUUUUAGCAGAAAAAUACUUGGAUGUAGUAUAUCUGUACAGGGCAUAUUUUGUUUAACUGACUUGAGAUACUGCCAUUAAUGUACUCUCUGUAAUUCAAUCCUAUAUGGGUAGAACAAAAACCUUAUAUUUCAGCUUUAUCUAAAUGAACGUCAGUGUUCCCAAUGUCCCAAGAGGUAAUCGUGUGCACUGAGAUGAACCCGAGUGCGAGAUAUUUUGGUACUGAUGGGGCCCAGUGUGUUUCUUUGACUUCUCUGCAAGUUUCAGUGGCAAUUUUUUUUUUAUUAUUUCUCUUGAAAGAACAAUUACAGAAAUGUAUUAUUAAUUGACUGUUUUUUCAUAACAUUUGCUCUCCUACUGGAGCAUCUUUUGUAUUAGUAGGAGCAAGAUUGUGUCCGAACUGUAUGGCUAAUCCAAUGUGGAAAGUUUUCCCUUUUCAAUAAAGAAAUAAAGUAUGUGA